AUGGCUCCCACUAAUUCGGACCAGGCACUCGUGGCCAGCAACACGGACGCUUCACAAAAGCAGCCAAUGUCGCAUGUACGUAAGGUACAACGCCCUCACCUUUGUACCAACCGCCUUGGGUGCGAUCUCGACCUCGACACCGUGUCUCCCAAGGCUCGCUACGCCGAAUACUGCAACCUGUUCGAAGGCGAAUCGCGAAUUGAGGAUCUUGAAUUUCCGCCUCUGGCCGACCACUUUCCGCACCUCGCACAAGAGAUCACGGCAGCCUACUUGGCGACACACGCCUUCCGCUUCAAGGUCUACAUGAACUAUGACGCCGCUGCUGUGUGGUUCUACGACGAGAGCGCCAGCCAGCGCUAUGGAGACUGUGGCAAACUCGUCAUUACGCCGAAGACUAUGGCCAAGCUGCAUCGCGCAAAUGCGCACAAGAGUGAGUACAGUAAAGUCGUACUCGACAUCAGCACGCACUUCCGCUUGCUCGCCAGAAUCACCAUCGAAGUCCGUGGAAGCAAGGUGAAUGUAGGCCCAGUCGUGGACACGUACGUCAACUACAUGUUCAAGGGAGAUGAAAAGCACAAGGUGAUGAACAAGCACGUCUACAACAUGGCAAAAGGCUUCGAGGAUCCACAAAGCGACGUGACACUAGGCAAGUACGGGCUCGACUUCAAGGAUCUUGAACGCAUGGUGGACUGCUUCGCGCCUUUGCCGACGGACGAGCAACGGCUGGCAAGGUUCGAUCCGUGGUACAAUGGGCACUGGUCGCACGAGAACAAGAACGACGAGGGAUAUCAGGCGCAUCUGUUCAAAGAGAGGUGGCCGUAG
Messenger RNA from Recurvomyces mirabilis, 822 nucleotides. RefSeq lists its product as uncharacterized. Lineage: Eukaryota; Fungi; Ascomycota; Dothideomycetes; Mycosphaerellales; Teratosphaeriaceae. The coding region runs from base 1 to 822 and encodes 273 amino acids. The transcript has a single exon. The record is from RefSeq and is a predicted model, not a curated record.